CGGCCACAACAGCUCGACCAGAAACGCGAACACGUCGGAGCAGUGACUUCCGGCGGAAGGAGAAGCCAGUCCGGAGUUCUGGCCGACAGCAGGCGAGGAGUGGGCAGCAGCGCCUAUGUGAAGUUAGCUAAUCUGAGAAGGCCCACUUCUGGUUCCAUGGAUGAUGGCGGUUGAGCAGAUGCCAAAAAAGGAUUGGUACAGCAUCCUGGGGGCAGACCCAUCUGCAAAUAUAUCAGACCUAAAACAAAAAUAUCAAAAACUCAUAUUAAUGUAUCAUCCAGAUAAACAAAGUACAGAUGUACCAGCAGGAACAGUGGAGGAAUGUGUACAGAAGUUCAUCGAAAUUGAUCAAGCAUGGAAAAUUCUAGGAAAUGAAGAGACAAAAAGAGAGUAUGACCUGCAGCGGGGUGAAGAUGAUCUAAGAAAUGUAGGACCAGUAGAUGCUCAAGUAUAUCUUGAAGAAAUGUCUUGGAAUGAAGAUGAUCACUCUUUUUAUCUGAGUUGCAGAUGUGGUGGAAAAUACAGUGUUUCCAAGGAUGAAGCAGAAGAAGCCAUAUCUUCAAUGCAUUAUACUUCAAUAAUGACCAUGAAGAACCAGAAGGACCUAUUAUAAAAUCAUCAGUUGUAAAAUUAAUGAUGGUGACCUUCUCCUAAAUGAAAAGACUAUCUCCUAUAAUGUUCUAUGUAUAAACUGGUAAAUAACAAAAUUUUUACUCAGUGACAAUCAUAAGCAUAUUUAGAACAGAAUACGUUGUUUUUUUUUAAGCCACCUGCAAUAUGAGACAUUUGCCUAUUUCUGUUCAAUGUAAACUAAAAAACUUACUUUCCAGCAACAAUCUUUAAAAUUGCUUUUUAUUUUUAUUUUACAGUUUUGUUAUCUAAGACAGUUGAAUUAUUGACCAGACUAAAAUGAUCUAUGCAUGGAGAAGGAAUUUAUUUUCACUAUUCUUUUGACUGGUUUUACUUGUAAACCUUUUAUGAAGAAAAAUACACUACUGCGUUUAAUAAGAGAUAAUGCAACUUUUUUUUUUAAUCACAAAUUACUUUCUUGAAAAGUAAAUGUAUACAAGAAUGUAAAAUUUGAAUUUCACUUACAUAAGCGAUUUUAAGAUUCUGGAAGGUCUUAUGUACAAAUAUUUGCCAAAAAUCUCCAAAUUAACUCUGCAUUUAGAUACAUUUAAAUGUUAAAUCUAUUUGUAGAAAAAGGACAUAAGUUUACUGAAAGAAUAUCAGAAACUGUAUGAUCAUUCACUUUUAUUACUGGAACUAGUUUGUCCAAGGGCCAAUAGCAAGGCCACUUCCUUGCUAUCUAAUAAAAUAGACAUAUGUGCAGUGAAGUGUAAGACUGCUCUAGUAGGAAAGUGUGUACAUCACAGUCAUGAAAAAAGGAACAAAAUAGUGAAUUUGGAAAAGCCAUAUGUAACCAACAUUCUGAAGUGUUACUUUGAUAAAGCUAUAAUGUGAACAUCUUUUGUGUCUAAAUUUCCAUAGUUUCUCCCUAAAAUGUGUUUUUUCCUGAGUUCUAAAAACAGGUAAUAUAUAUGAAUAAAUAAAACCAUGUAGUUAUGGACACCAGUAAAAGUAAAAUAAAAACAUUCUACAAACUAAUAAGGCAACUAUCAACAAUCUAGGGAUAUCUUUGUCUGACCAUCCCAUUGAUGGUAAACCAGGAUCAGUGGUUUCUACAUUCCAUCUCUUCAUGAAGCUUUCCCUAAACUUGCCUGCCCAUACCAACCUGAUUGUUUCCAGCACUUAACAUACAAAGUCAGCCUUGCUUGGGGCCCUACAUUAUAACCUUUAUUAUUAUUAACCUGCUUGGCUUUUCUGUCAGUUUUUACUAUUUUAUACCAGAAUAAACCAACAGACAGUAAUGCCUUAUGAUUUGACUUUUAUUACAUUAUAGUUUGGUGCAAAAAUAACUGCGAUUUUUGCCAUAAAAUACAUUUAAUGGCAAAAACCACAAUUACUUUUGCACCAACCUAAUAGGUUUUUGCCAAUAUGUAUGGCAAAAAAUGAUACCUUUGUCCUAUGAGUGAGGCUGAAUCUUCUUUUCGUGUUUAAGAGGCAUUUAAUUCCUUCUCUGUGAUACCUUUUUGCAUGUCUUUUGCCAUUUGGCUACUGGGUUGAUAUCUUUUUUUUCCCUCAUUUUAUAAGCUCUCUUUAAAUACUAGGGAGAUUAGCCCUUUGUGGUACAAAUAGAAAAUAUUCCCAGUUUCUCAUUUCUCUCAUGAGCCUUUGCUUUCAUGUCUUCUGAGUUUUGAGCCUUUCUUAGAAAGGUCUCAUGGUUUCUCUUUUACAUUUAACAAUUUUAUUCUUUGGGAGUACAUCCUGACAAAUGGUUAUAAAGCUUGGAUGAAUGUUUUUAAUUUUUGUAAAUAAUAACUAAUUUAAUACCUUGGUAAUAUUUUUCUGUGCAUUUAUUUGAUUGUUGGCAUGUAGAAUAUUAUUCUCUGUGUUUUCUGAUUGAAUUUAAUACCCAGUGAAUAGUCUGUGCCUAUUUUUGCAUAUAUUAGUCUUUGGGAUCUCAAUUGUCCUGUGUAUUUCUUAUAUAAUACAGACAAGAUUAAUACAUUUAUCGCAAAUAUUUUUCCCAAUCUAUUUUUUUGUCUUUUUAUAUUUAUUAUGUUCCACAAAGUUUUUAGUUUUUUAUACAGUAUUUACUUUUAUAUCCAUAUGCUUUUUAAAAGGUGAUUUUAAUUAUUUACAGUACCUAAACCAAAAGUGGAACUCAGAUAUUUGCUAGUGGUUAAAUACUUGUAAAUAGAAAUUCUUUGAAAGCACAAUGAUAACUGCCAUUAGCUAGGUCACUUUUGUAGCAGUUAUGACCUGAGUUUCUUUCAAAUUAGCGACAUCAUCUCUGGAGUAAUUUUUUUUUUGAGACAGAGUCUUGCUCUGUUGCCCAGGCUGGAGUGCAGUGGUGUGAUCUCGGCUCACUGCAACCUCUACCUCCUAGGUUCAAGCCAUUCUCCUGCCUCAGCCUCCCAAGGAGCUGGGAUUAUAGGUGCCCACCACCACACCCAGCUAAUUUUUCUAUUUCAGUAGAGACAGGGUUUCACCAUGUUGGCCAGGCUGGUCUUGAACUCCUGACCUCAAGCAAUCCACCCGCCUCGGCCUCCCAAAGUGGUGGGAUUACAGGUGUGAGCCAGUGUGCCCAACCAUUGCUGGAGUAAUAUAAUUAACAACUACAGAAAGGAAUCUUCCAAAAAAAAAAUCUAGAACAUAUCACCAGAAGCCUUUCAUUUGAUACUUAAAAUAACCUGUGAAGUACUAAAUUUGAUAUUUAGUCAAGGAAAAAGAAAUAGGUUCAAAUAAGAGACACGCUAACUUCUCGUUACCCGAAAUCUAUACAUGUUAAUGACCAUGCAUGCAUUUACAGUAAAGGGAUAAUUACAUCUUGGACUUAACACUUCAUGUAAAGUACACAAAUCAAGGAAACGGCUUCAUCACUGAUGUUACCUUUAAUCUAAAAAGAUCUCUAUAAAACAAGAAAACCUCUAUGUACAGAUCUUUUAAAAUUAAAGCAGGCACCUUUGCUGGUCCUUUAUUUACCAUGGAUACAAGUCCUUUGAUGGGACUGCAAAUAUUUUCUCCCAGGCUGCAUCUUUUUAAAUGAUGUUUUGACAAGCAGAAGUUUUUAAUGUUGCUGAGGUCCAAUUCACACUUUUUUUCCUAUUGUGUUUUGUGCUUUUCGUGUCCUAAUAAAUCUUUACCUGCACCCAGAUUAUGAACAUGUUAUACUAUAUUCUACAAAUUUUAUAGCUUUAGCUUUGAUUAGGUAUGUGAUCCAUUUUGAGAUAACUUCUGUGCAUGAUGUGAAGUAUUUGUUGCAUCUGUUUUUGUUUCCUUUUUUCGUCCUUUCUAUUGGAUUUUUCUGAAUUUUUUUAUUUAUUCGGUUGCCAUAUUUAAUACAGAUCUUAUUCUUGAAGUUGUUACUCCAGGGUUUACAAUAUGCAUCAUUAAUCACAGUCCACCUUUUCUUAAGGUAUAACUAUCUUCACAUAUUAUACCACUUCAUGUAAGGUAAGAAAGGAAAGAAUUUCGCAACAGUGUAUUUUCAUCCUUAUCAGUGAAUACAGAAUUCUGGAUUGACAGUGUUUCCCCACCUAACACUUUAAAGAUUUCAUUUUGUUUCCUUGCUGUUUUUUAUAAUAGAUCAGCAGAAAUUCUUUGUUCUCAGUUGUAUGUAAUAUAUUUUUUCUCUGGUUAAGAUUUUCUCUGUCUUCCCUGGUUUGAUUUUCUUUGUAUUUGGCCAGAACUUCUUUCUGUACUUCUUGGAUCUCUGAUUUAUCAUUUUGAACAAAAUUGGAAAAAAAUGUAUAGAUCACCUUCUCUUCUACCCACUAUCCUGGGGCAUCCAUAGCCUUCAUGUUAAUCUGCUUGACCUGUCCUAUGGGUUACUCAUUUUUUUUUCUUCCAGACUUUUUCCUUUCCUUCAGUUUGUAUACUUUUAAUUGCUGUCUUCAAAUUCCCAGAUCUUUUGUAGUUUCUGAUCUACUACUGUAAAGACCACCAAAUGUAUUCUUAAGCUCUAAAAAUUACAUUUGGUUCUUUCUUACACCAUUUAUUUCCUCAGUAUGUUCAUCUCCUCUAGAUCCUCAAAAAUAGUUAGAAUUGGUGUUUUAGAGUGCUUCUCUGCUAAUUCCAUAAUUUCUGUCACUUCUGGGUCUAUUUAACUGAUUUACUUUUGAUUAUGUGUUACAUUUUCCUGCUUCUUCACAUAUCUGGUAAUUUCUGAUUAAACUGGACACUCAUUUGCUGAGUAGAUUUUGUUGUCUGUUUUUAUAGAGUGUUGAAUGUUGAGGGAGUCUGGUUUCUGUGAGGUAGUUAAGUUAGCGGCAGUCACCUUAUUCCUUUCAAGCAUUGUUUAUAAGCCUGCUAGGUUGGGUCUUUAUCUUACAUUUUAUUCUAAGGGCUAUUUUAGUCCUACUACUAAGGCUUGAUUUUUCCAGAGUCUCUACUGAAUGUUCUGAAUAUCAAUAAGAUCUGUCCACACUGGCUGGUCAGAACACAUGUCUCUCAGCUCUGUGUGAGUUCUGGGACAUUUUUGGCUUACAGCUCCCCAGUAGUCAUUCAUUCCUCAGUCUCUUUAAGUUUCACCAUAAGCAGGCACAAUUUAGUAUUGAGCCCAAAAGCCAAGGGAAUAUCUACGUAGAUUUCUGGAGAUCUUUCUUUAGCUCUUUGCUCCAUGGUAGUCGGAUUUAUAAAUCCCAACCACUUAAGCAUACCUGUACCCCAAUCUUUGUCUCAACUCAGCAAGACCACCUGUGCUUUGCUUGACACUGUUAUCUGAAAACUGCUUUAAGACAGAAGUUGGGGCAAGUAGAGGCUUACUUUGUCUCCUUUCUCUCAAGAAUCAGUUUCGUACUGCCUGCUAUGCAAUGUAUUAAAACAGUAGUUUCACAUAUUUUUGUCCAGUUUUCUAGUUGUUUAUGGCAGGAGGGCAAGUUCAUGACCAGUUAUUCCAUCACUGCCAGAAGCAGAUGUUCAAAUUACAUAAUUUAAAAAAAAAUUUUUUUCUUUGAGACAAAAUGUUGCUCUCUUGCCCAAGCUUGAGUGCAGUGGUGCGAUCUUGGCUCACUGCAACCUCUGCCUCCCGGGCUCAAGCGAUUCUCCUGCCUCAGCCUCCUGAGUAGCUGGGAUUACAGGCAUGCAGCACCACGCCCAGCUAAUUUUUGUAUUUUUGGUAGAGAUGGGGUUUCAACAUGUUGGCCAGGCUGAUCUCAAACUCCUGGCCUCAAGUGAUCUGCCCGCCUCGGCCUCCCCAAGUAUUGGGAUUACAGUCGUGAGCCACCGCGCCUGGCCUUAAAAUACUUUUUUAGCAUACUUGGAACAAUAUAAAGAGAAUCAUUUCAGUGAAGACUAAAAUUUUUGAUGUGUAAAGUGUGCUUUGGCAUCUCCAUCUUGCAUCCCCUUCAGUGGAGUCUCCUUUAUGUUGCUUUACCUUUUCCCUAUCAAAGUCUCUGGAAAAGAUUUGCCAAACUCAUCAGGCAAUUAUGUACAAACAAGGAAAUUCACUAUGGUAUUUUCUGCAUCUCAAGACUGGCAAUGGUAUAAAUGUUCCUCAGUAGGCAGAGGUUAAAUAGAAUAUCUUUCUUUUAUAUAUUAGUAAACAGCCAGUAAAAAUAAAUACAAAAAUAAUGGAAAGAUUUCCAUUAGAUAGCCAGAGGAAAACAUAAGUUGCAGGGCAAUGUGUAUAAUUGUAAAAUUUUUAAAAUAUAUAUUUCAAAAAAUACAUUUUUAUAACCAGUGCAUACUAUUUAAGUAACUUAAAGUAUACAUAUAAAUAUACACAGAAAUAUAUGUGUAUGUGUGUCUUAAAAUACAAACUGCUUAACCCUUUUGGUGAUGUUCAUACUUUUAAAAAAGGGAGCAUCAUCCUUCAUGAUGCAGGUUAGGGGGAGCUUGUUGAAUUUUUUUAAAAGGUGUUUCGGGGUUGGGCUUUUUUUUUUUUUUUUUUUUUUUUUGUCUUUGGUAGUGUGGAAAGAGUUAACCUAACCUCUAAUCAUAUAGUAGGAUAUGCUUCUUUGUAUAGUACAAGUAAAUGACUUGUCAUUUACUUCAUAGUACUGUCAUCAAAUCUACAGAUGACUAAAAUAUUACUCUAGCCAAGAACACAUUUAAACUAACAUACAGUAAAACACAUUUUUUGGUUUAGGUCUAAAACACAACACCUGACUUUUCUGAUAUGGAAUGAGGCAAGGAACAGAACAUUUUCUUUCUAACUUUAAACACAGUUAUUGUCUGUUAGAUUAACCUACUAGUUGUAAGUUGAAAAUUCAAACCAGAUAACAGAAAAAAGAAUUUUAUAGCAAUAUUAUAAUAAUAAAAUAUGAACAGGAUAAAAUGGUAGAUUAACAUGUAUUUUUCUUUCCUUUUUUUGUGCUCACAGAGACUGAUAAUAAAAUGUGUUUUUUUAAAAGCUAUAACUUUACAACUUAGGCUGAAAACCACUAUAGUAAAUGUUUUACAAAUGGCCCAAAAUGGAAAUCCCUAAUUCUAUGUCUUUGUUCAUUAUGUCUCAUAAUCAAAACUUUAAAGUUGGAUUAAUUUUGUACUCUUGUAAAUAUGCUAUGCCAUUUUGAAUGAAUGCAUAUGACUGAAUAUAUGAAUAUAUGUUUUCAUGAAUGCCACAAACUGUUUUAAUUUUGCCCAAACCUGAAUUUCUCCAUGUGUCUCAGAUAUAGCUAACUUUACAGCUAAAUUUUAAGGCAUUAAAGGGACCUUUAAAUCA
Symphalangus syndactylus (siamang) is the source of this 7231-nucleotide messenger RNA. RefSeq names its product DnaJ heat shock protein family (Hsp40) member C24 (gene DNAJC24). NCBI's taxonomy places the organism in Eukaryota, Metazoa, Chordata, Mammalia, Primates, Hylobatidae. The record is from RefSeq and is a predicted model, not a curated record. Gene Ontology annotation, molecular function: ATPase activator activity; ferrous iron binding. Gene Ontology annotation, biological process: positive regulation of ATP-dependent activity.